Messenger RNA from Saccharomyces mikatae IFO 1815, 702 nucleotides. RefSeq names its product Sop4p (gene SOP4). The coding region runs from base 1 to 702 and encodes 233 amino acids. Lineage: Eukaryota; Fungi; Ascomycota; Saccharomycetes; Saccharomycetales; Saccharomycetaceae. The record is from RefSeq and is a predicted model, not a curated record. The transcript has a single exon.
AUGUUUUUUCAAAUUGUCUUUGUGUUUAUCGCAUUAAUUUCUGUUAUCAGUGCUACUGCCACAGGAACUAUUAAGGGUAGGUUAGAUUUAGCAGCAAACAAUAUCACUGGCUUUGUUUCAACCAGAACAAGUUUCAAGCUUUACCAGAUUGGCAAUUUUUCAACUAAAUAUCCUCAUACUGCUACGGCCAUAUUUCAAGACGAUGAAGGUCAUUUUGAAUUCUCGAAUCUUCCUCUAAACGAAGGUGUUAACGAAACCACAUACUAUGUGAUGUAUCCAGCAUCCAUGGACUUCAAUUUGAAGCCGAAUAGAAUUCUUAUUGAGUUCAAGAAUCUAGAAAAUGGCACUUUACAAUUAAACGCAUUCAAAAACCUUUUUGGAAGAGAAAAUUUUCCAUCAAAAGAUAUAAUAUAUCCAGAAAAGUUAGAAUCUAUGAAGGUAGACCCCUACAUUAAAGUUGAGCUUUUACACAAGGCCCCAAUUAGGUCUUAUUUGCAAGCUAGAAAUGUCAGUAUAUUCUCUACAGGUAUUAUUGGUAGUAUUUUGAACUCACGUUGGAAAUUGGCGGGUGUUAUUACAUUGAUUGCCCUCGUCGUUUUCCCCAUCAUAGUGGAAAAGUUAGAUCCAGAGACAGCACGUGCCAUUAGAGAGGAGACAAAAAGAAAACAAAGAGAGAAGUAUGGGGCAGUUGCAUCAAAAUAG